Saprolegnia parasitica CBS 223.65 is the source of this 1431-nucleotide messenger RNA. RefSeq lists its product as hypothetical. The transcript is spliced from 7 exons. Lineage: Eukaryota; Oomycota; Saprolegniomycetes; Saprolegniales; Saprolegniaceae. The record is from RefSeq and is a predicted model, not a curated record. The coding region runs from base 1 to 1407 and encodes 468 amino acids.
AUGCCGCAGCCUCUAAGUGGCAGCCGCCAGAAACGCCGGCGGCAGUCACUUGAGCAACGGGCGAGCACCUUGUUGUCGCUCGACGAUGUAAGCUCGGCCCACGGAACCAUUGCCGCCCGCCGCGUCCUCACAGCACUUCGUGCAUUGCUCACGGAGCCUGACCCGCACACGUCACAUGCCCGGCAACUCCAGCGCGAAGCCAUCAACAUGUCGACGGCCAAGGCGUACACCGGGGCACUGCCCAUGUACCGGUCAACGCACCGCGUGUGUCCGGCCAAACCGCUCACCGCCCACGUCCGAUCGCGCGUCCUCCGGAGCAACCUCUGCGUCUGGCAAGCGCGCGUGAAGCUCCGACUGCUCUAUCAAUCGUACCGCAUCAAAUGCGUCAAAGUGAUGCUCGGGAUUCUCUUGCUGUUGUACCCCAUGGUGUCGCGGAACUUUCUGCUCGUGUUUCACUGCGACCAAAUCGGUGCGCGCUACUGGCUCGUGAAGGACCGCAGCCUCGAGUGCUACACGACCGAGUGGUCGCUCUACGCCUGCGUCGCGCUCGCCGGCGUCGGCGUCUGGGUCGUCGGCGUCCCGUUUCUCUUUUGGCGCACCGUCUACAAGGCGCGGCACCGGCACAUUGACACACGCUUGGCGCUGCUCGAGUCACGCGCGUACCGACCGCUGCGCGAAAAGUGGCUCGCAGAGAUGCGCACCAUGCUGGCGGCCGAAGGACGAUGUGUGCCCCUCGCGCUCGGACGCCGCGACGAGAUGUCUUACUUGGGCCACUACAUGAAGACAAAGAACCUCGAGGACUCAGCGGUGAUGGCGCGGCUGGGUCUCAUUUACCAGAAUUACAAGAGCGAAUUCUGGUGGUUUGACGUCUUUGAUCUGAUUCGAAAAGUGCUGCUGAACGGUGUCCUGGUCUUCCUCCAGGGAAACGACAUCGUCCAGUCGACGUCGGGUCUCGCUCUCUGUCUGCUUGCGCUCACCCUCACGCUCCAAUGCAAGCCGUACCGGUCCUGGACCGACUCGCUCGUGGCUGGCGUGACCCAAUUCCAGCUCUUCAUCACACUCUUCCUCGGGUUCCUUCUCCUCAUGAACACGACGUCGACGACGGCGCUCACACCGGUGGCCGCCAUCGUCGACGUCGAUACCAUAUCGCUCAUGCUUGUUGCGACCAACUUGGCGUCUGUCGUCGUCGCAGCCGGUGUCCUGCUCCACGACACGGUCCACAACCGCCGCCGCAUGCAAAAGGUGCGGGCCGUCCGUCGUGCCGAGCUCAUUCAAGCAGCGGUGCGGAAGCUCUGGCGACGCGCGUACAACCACGCUGUGGUGAUUGCGUAUGCGAAUCGGCCGGCGCCGCUAUCCGUUGCACUCCUCCUACAGCGCGCCCGGCGUUUACCCCCCUCUGAGAACUAGGAUUCAUCCAGAACAACAACUCGG